AUGGAGGAAGUAUCUGAUAAACUUAAAGACUUGACUACAUCCAAUACCAAAGAUCAAGUCGUCACACCAUGGGAUGUGGAAGGUGCCGUUGAUGAAAAAGGUAAUGCUCAAAGUAUUGAUUAUGAGAAAUUGAUCAAACAAUUUGGUACCAGACCAAUUGAUGAUGAACUAUUAGAACGUUUCGAAAAAGUAACAGGCCAUAAACCACAUCAUUUCUUGAGAAAAGGGUUAUUUUUCAGUCAACGUGAUUUUGGUAAAAUCUUGGAUCUUCAUGAAGCUGGGAAACCAUUUUUCCUUUACACAGGGCGUGGUCCAUCUAGUGACUCCAUGCAUCUAGGUCAUAUGAUUCCAUUUUUGUUUACAAAAUGGUUACAAGAAGUUUUUGAUGUUCCUUUGGUAAUUGAAUUGACAGAUGACGAAAAAUUUCUAUUUAAGCAUAAAUUGAAGAUUGAAGAUGUGAAAAAAUUUGCUAGAGAAAACGCCAAGGAUAUUAUUGCCGUAGGGUUUAAACCUGAAAAUACUUUUAUCUUUUCUGAUUUAGAAUAUAUGGGCGGUGGAUUUUAUGAAACUGUUGUAAGAGUCUCUAGACAAAUCACUGGUUCUACCGCCAAGGCUGUAUUCGGGUUUACUGAUUCUGAUUGUAUUGGUAAAUUCCAUUUUGCAUCUAUUCAAAUCGCCAGUGCCUUCCCAAGUUCUUUCCCUGAAGUCCUAGGGUUACCAGACAAGACACCAUGUUUAAUUCCUUGUGCUAUUGAUCAAGAUCCAUAUUUCCGUGUAUGUCGAGAUGUUGCUGAUAAACUGAAAUAUUCCAAACCAGCAUUAAUCCAUUCUAGAUUUUUCCCUGCAUUACAAGGGUCUACUACCAAGAUGUCUGCAUCUGAUGAGAAUACUGCUAUUUUCAUGACUGAUACUAGUAAACAAAUUACUAAGAAGAUUAACAAGUAUGCCUUUAGUGGUGGUCAAGUCUCCGUAGCGCUACAUAGAGAAUUGGGUGGUAAUCCAGAUGUGGAUGUUGCUUAUCAAUACUUGUCAUUUUUCAAAGAUGAUGAUGAAUUAUUGAAGGAAAGUGCUGAAAAGUACCGUUCUGGUGAAUUGUUAAGUGGUGAAAUGAAGAAGAUGUGUAUUGAAACUUUACAAGAAUUUGUAGCUGGAUUUCAACAACGUCGGGCUCUCGUGGAUGAUAAAGUAUUGGAUCAAUUUAUGAAACCUCAUAAGUUGAGAAGAUUAAGAGAGGAGGAAAGUAAAUAG
Messenger RNA from Henningerozyma blattae CBS 6284, 1248 nucleotides. It is a transcript of the gene WRS1, whose product is annotated as tryptophan--tRNA ligase WRS1. The record is from RefSeq and is a predicted model, not a curated record. Gene Ontology annotation, cellular component: cytoplasm. Gene Ontology annotation, biological process: tryptophanyl-tRNA aminoacylation. Gene Ontology annotation, molecular function: tryptophan-tRNA ligase activity; ATP binding. Bases 1 to 1248 code for a protein of 415 amino acids. The transcript has a single exon. NCBI's taxonomy places the organism in Eukaryota, Fungi, Ascomycota, Saccharomycetes, Saccharomycetales, Saccharomycetaceae.